GGUGGAGGAAGGAACGGCUCCGCCGCCCUUCGCUUCUUUGUUGGGCUGCUGCUCCUUCGGAGUCAUGGCGCCGUCGCUCUGGAAGGGGCUGGUGGGCAUCGGCCUCUUCGCCCUAGCCCACGCGGCGUUUUCCGCUGCGCAGCAUCGUUCUUAUAUGCGAUUAACAGAAAAGGAAGAUGAAUCACUGCCAAUAGAUAUAGUUCUUCAGACACUUCUGGCCUUUGCAGUUACCUGUUAUGGUAUAGUUCACAUUGCAGGGGAGUUUAAAGACAUGGAUGCCACUUCAGAACUAAAAAAUAAGACAUUUGACACAUUAAGGAAUCACCCGUCAUUUUAUGUAUUUAAUCAUCGCGGUCGAGUACUGUUCCGGCCUUCGGAUACAACCAAUGCUUCAAACCAAGAUGCAUUGUCCUCUAACACAUCAUUGAAGUUACGAAAACUUGAAUCACUGCGUCGUUAAGAUUUUUACAAAUUAUAACAACAGGACAGGACACAGAGCUGGAAUAUUGGAGUUUGGGGUACAAAACACUCCCCCCAUCAGUAUUUAUAUUGAUCUUUCAGACCUAACUAAAAAAAGUCUAUGACCCUUGUUUGUACACUGUUAAUCAAAUCAUUAAUGCAGUAUAAGUGAUCUGUGAAAUGAGUCUUUGAUCUUUCAGAGAGGAUUCUUUUUUUCAUUGAAAACAAAUUCACAUUUUUUUUUUGUAAAAGUCACUGUUUUGAGCACAUUUCUUGGGAAAAUGUUGAUGGUUUUGUAAUUAUUUAUUUUCUUAGAUUUCUUUUCUUUUGCACUACAGUUUUGAGGAUCCUUUUGGAAAUAGUGUGACUACUGCAUUUUGCAGCAUGAAUGAUGGUAAAAUGGUCUUCAUUUCUUAACACCCAACGGACUUCUCUAAAGAGACCAAAAUGGUGACUUCAUCAGCUUUCCUUAUGCCCCCUACAAAGUGGCUCUGCUUCAGCAGAUACUCGCCAGUUUUUAAUUUAUCCGUGAUUUCUCACCCUACCCCGCUCCCAUAUACCUCCUAACAUCAGCUGUCUUGUUUCAUCACUUCUCUGGGGUUCUGUGUGCAGUGAGCAACUUUCGUGUCAGAAAUCCUUUGUCAUAACAAAUAUAUUUAACAAACUCGAUUUGCUGUAAAGCUACUUGUGUUCUCAUUUAUCUGUAAAAAAAAGUCCCUAAUUGAUUAUGUAGUGUGAGAAUAGCUGAAGAUAGACCAAAAAGACCAUUCAUGAAUUAAUCAUCCUGCCUGUGUAGAAGAAUAGUAAUCACUGAGGAAAACUGAUACUUGUCAUUAAGCCAGUUUAACUUAUUCAAAGCCUCUGUUACUUUAUUGCAUACUAAACUAGUGAAUUAGUAAAAAUAAAGGAAACUUUCUCAUUAAAGGUAGACUUCAAAGGAAUUGGGCCAAAUAUGUUCUAAAUAUUUGGAACUAAUAUUUUUAAUUAAAAAAUUAAGGUCAUUUAAGAAAUUUUCAUAGCUUCUGAUUUGCAGCAGGCUUAAGAGUUUUCCAUCUUCAUUGUAUGGUGCGGAAGGUGAGGAUGAGGGUACAGCAUAGAAUUUUUUUAGAAACAGGGAUCUUAGUUUUAGGGAAAUUUGGCUGGCUCUUUGAUCUGCAGGAAGCUAAACAUUUCUUUGUAGGGAAUGUUGCUUUUGCUGAAUCGUGCAGGUAUGAACACCGUGCUUUUGUUGAACUGUAUAGGUGUAAAGGGAAUAACUAUGCAGAUUUGAAAAGGAAAUAUGCUUUAGUCAUAAGAUGCCCUUAUCCUUGAUGGCAUUGAGUUUUUAUCAUUGCUUAGUUUUGUUUUGCCAACCCAGUCAGUCUAUGCAACCCUGCCUCUGCCCUCUAUGGAGAACAAACUUAGAAAUCUGUUGAAAACCUAAAAUAAUUUAGAAACAAGUUUUAACAUGUGAAGUCAGGAGCUAAGUGGUCAUAAUUAAGUCAAAAUUAUGUGUGUGAGAAACAAGCUCCUCGCAUCAGGCUUGUCUACCGUUUCCUCAGGUAUGACUUCAUUUGCAAGAGCCUCCUGUUUUCUUCUCUUUUGGGGCCUGUCUUCCUUUCCUAAUAUGUUUUUAUGGUAACUUAAUUGAAAUGUAACUCACGUACCUUACCAUUCACCCAUUUAAGGGGUACGGUUCAGUGGUUCUGUAAUAUAUGCACCAAGUUGUGCGACUCUGUGACCGUAUGACCACAGUCAACUUGAGAACAUUGCCAUCAGCCUGGGCCCUUUAGCCGGCACCUGUCAUUUCCCCCCAGGGCCUUUUGUCUCAAUAGAUUUGUCUGUUCUGGUCAUUUACUAUGAAUGGAUUCCUACAGUGUCUGGUCUUUCGUGACUGACUUCCCAAGGAUGGCUCUGUUCUAUGUGGAGGGAGAACUUCUCAUCUUGAGAACUGGGAUUGCUGUGAAGGGCAGGGGCUGGUAAAGGUCAGUAGAUGUAAGGAGCGAAGGGCAGAUGCCUAAGAGGUUUCUUAGUCUUAAUGCUGAAUAGUCCUUCCUCAGAACCAAGCAUUCAUGAUACGUUACUGCUUUUAAUAUUUUGUCUGGUCUCUAGAAUGGAUAUUGAAAUCUUUGCCUGCAUGGUCGGGAGAGUCUUGCUAAGUAACGAUGCCAAAUAAUGGGGCAAUUAAUUGACAUAGCAGUUUUCAGUUGUGUCUAAUUAUUCAAGGAGCUUGUAUACCUCCGGUCAGGUGAACUUCCCAAAUGUUUCAGUUUCCUCCGUGAAUUUCUGCUGUCCUUUUCGAGUAUGUACCACAGGAUUUGGGUGAUCUGGGUACAUCGUAACAGUGCUAAAGGGAUUAGGUUCAGGUCUUUAGUCAUCAUACGAUGAGACAGCACUAAGGUAGUCCAAAAAUGUAGUGAUGUGAGCUGGUUAAGCCUGCAGUUGACUGUGAUUUCAGUGACAUUCAGAAGCGUGUACUAUUGAAGGCGCUCUAGAAUAUAGGAAGACUCACUCGAUAACCAGGGAACCAGCCCAAUGCUGUGGGCUAGUGGGAGACUGCAAUGCUCUGUAACUCCCUAAUGACUGUUUCCUAAGCAUUGUGGCUUAUUUUUGAGUGGCAUGACAGCAUCUCCCUGGUUGUAUGUGGCCUGUUUCCAUGAUGUAUUGAGUAGUGUUGUUUGUUGUGAGCAUCGAUGCCUGUAACACCAAGCUAAACACAUUCUUUUGGAUAUGUUUCCUCUCUUUAAAUGACCUUGCCCUGUCCAAUAAAUAAAUGAUUGUCUCACCCUGUU
Sus scrofa (pig) is the source of this 3230-nucleotide messenger RNA. It is a transcript of the gene MMGT1, whose product is annotated as membrane magnesium transporter 1. NCBI's taxonomy places the organism in Eukaryota, Metazoa, Chordata, Mammalia, Artiodactyla, Suidae. Gene Ontology annotation, cellular component: early endosome; EMC complex; plasma membrane. The record is from RefSeq and is marked validated.